GCUUCGAGCUCCACGCAGCUCGUCAGGCACCGAGGGCAGAGGCGCGGUGAGGCCGGUGCCGUGGUCGCGAGCAGAGGCUCGGCCCCGCGGGACGGUCGGCCGGGCGCUCACGUGGCUGUCGUGGCAGCGAGCCGAGAGGAGUCCUUCCCGAGAAAGUCUCACCUGCACAGAGAACUGUGACGCCCGGCGACCACGCCUAACUCACUCAAGGUUCGGAAGGCCUGGCAGGCUGAGGCUGAGGUGGCCUCCUUGAACCGUAGGAUCCAGCUGGUUGAGGAGGAGCUGGACCGGGCCCAGGAGCGCCUGGCCACGGCCCUGCAGAAGCUGGAGGAGGCCGAGAAAGCCGCCGACGAGAGCGAGAGAGGCAUGAAGGUGAUUGAGAACCGAGCUCUAAAAGAUGAAGAAAAGAUGGAACUCCAGGAAAUCCAGCUCAAGGAAGCUAAGCACAUUGCGGAAGAGGCGGACCGGAAGUAUGAAGAGGUGGCUCGGAAGUUGGUGAUUAUCGAGGGGGACUUGGAGCGCACAGAAGAACGAGCUGAGCUGGCAGAGUCCCGUUGCCGGGAGAUGGAUGAGCAGAUCAGACUGAUGGACCAGAACCUGAAGUGUCUGAGUGCUGCUGAAGAAAAGUACUCGCAAAAGGAGGACAAAUAUGAGGAAGAGAUCAAGAUUCUCACGGAUAAACUCAAGGAGGCGGAGACCCGUGCUGAGUUUGCCGAGAGGUCAGUGGCCAAGCUGGAGAAGACGAUUGAUGACCUGGAAGAUAAGCUGAAAUGCACCAAAGAGGAGCACCUCUGUACACAAAGGAUGCUGGACCAGACUCUGCUUGACCUGAAUGAGAUGUAGAGGCCCCGGCCGCCCUGCCCCCGACUCCGCCCGAGGCCAGCCUGCCCGAAGCCGUCCUGGAACCUGAGGGCUGAUCUUUAACUGGAAGGCUGCUUUCUCCUUUUUGCCGCCCCUCCCACCCCAACCCCUAUGUCUUUUUCGCCAAACUGUCUCUGCCUCUCCCCAGAGACUCCAGUUGGGCUUGAGGCUGAGCACCUUUGGGAACAACGUUUAAGGGAAUGUGAGCACAAUGCAAAGUGUCUUUACAAGCAUGUUGUGAUGUACACAUUUUGUAAUUACCUUUUUUGUUGUUGAUGUAGCGACCAUUUGUAAAACAUUCCUCCCGAUUCCAGAGUUCUGAAGCAGCAGUCUUACCCCUUCCUCACAUUUGGAAAGUAACUUUUCAGCUUAACGCACACUGCUCUCUCCGCAGAGGAGGGAGCGCGACAGGGCCCUGCCUGCUGAGGGCCAGAGCCCCGAAGGAUCCCCACUCUGGGAAGCUUCGUUGCUCUGUCCAAAGUACCAGCCAAAUUAGAAGGGUGAUUCCAGGAGUUAGCCAAAAAAGUGUGGCUCAGGGUUUCAGCUUUAAGGUAUCUUUGAGCAACUUCCAUUUUUUUUCCAUCAGAAGUGACCAAACAAAUUAAGGCGUGAGACCUCUAUCUGAGACCAAAUCCUUGUCCUAUCCUUACCCCUUUGCCAACCGCUCACAGAACGGAUGGUGUCCCCUUUCUGUCGAGGUGACCACUUACUUGCUCUCCUGCCUCCUUGAAAGAAAGAGAAAAUUAUGUGUUUGCCACUGAUUUAGCCACAUGAAACAAACUCAUCUCGUCACCCUUUUCUGGGACUGAAGCUGCUGUCUCUAAAAGUGCCAUGUCAUUGUGCUUUGUAUCAGUUAGUGCUGGAGAAAUCUUGAAUAGCUUAUGUACAAAACUGUUUUUAAAUUUUAUAUUAUUUUGAAACUUUGCUUCCUUAGGGUUGGGGCACCUUGGCCACCCAAUCGGGCUGAGAACUCUACAGUCUGUGGGCUGACGGUGUGCUGAUCUUUUAAAGUUUCUUUCCCUGCCCAGUCCCCCUUGUUGGUGAGGUUUCUGUGAGGUCUGUUAGGUGUGCAUCCUGCAGCUUCUUGGCUUACAGUGCACUCCCCUUUGGUGUGCUCUCUCCGGGGGCCGAUUGAGAGAAAGAAACCAAUAGUGCAACUGUUUUGAUACUGAAAAUUGACAAGUGUCUUUUUGAAAUAAAGAACCAGUCCCUCCAAUC
Messenger RNA from Hyaena hyaena (striped hyena), 2079 nucleotides. RefSeq names its product tropomyosin 3 (gene TPM3). The transcript has 8 exons. Gene Ontology annotation, molecular function: actin filament binding. Gene Ontology annotation, biological process: actin filament organization; muscle contraction. The coding region runs from base 367 to 843 and encodes 158 amino acids. Lineage: Eukaryota; Metazoa; Chordata; Mammalia; Carnivora; Hyaenidae. Gene Ontology annotation, cellular component: actin filament. The record is from RefSeq and is a predicted model, not a curated record.